CCGCCAUUACAGGCAACAACAACAAAACAACAACAAAUAAUCAGGAAAAACUGUUUUUUCGCCGUUUUUCCUCUUCUCCCUCUUCCUCCUCCUCUUCUUCUUCUGUUGUUGUUGUUGUUGUUAUUGUGGUGUUUAUUUGGUGACCAACCCAUAUUGGAGAUUAAUUAAUGAAUGAAUGGAUUAAGGAUUUGAUUAAUUCAUCGCCGAGCAAACUCCUUUCAUCACUCAACACAAAACAACUCAUGAAAUUACAAAUUUAACCAGUUUUCCCCUUCUCGUCUAAAUGUGUCGCCUGAGUUGAAGGAACUCUAAAGAUGUCUGAAACACGUCCUGGCUCUGAGAGUGGAGGUGUAGCAGUGAGCGGAGCUACUACAAAUGUCCGAACCUCCAUACCACAAGUUCAAGUAAUCCACCAGCCUGUUCACAGUCCGCCUUACAUGCCAAGUUUCCCUUACAACCAACAGCAACUGAUGCUACAAAAUGCUGCCGUACAAGGUGUUUAUCUCGCAGCGGCGAUGCAAGCCGGAGCAAUGAAUCAACAACUCAACAUAGCUGCAAUGCAAGGCAGACCACCCUCUGCUAGCCCGAAGAGUCCUAGUGUUCUUUCUCCUAGCCCCACAGCUGGAGUAACCUGUGUGGCCUCUGUUCAGUCUUCUGCAUCAUCAACCGUAUCAUCUAGCUGUGCAAAUGGAAAAGCAGGCAACAAUGGAAGUAAAGGGCUUGUCUCACAGGCUGGAAGUAGCCAGGGCCAAGCUACUCCUCACAUUGGUGGUAAACCUGUUUUCUCCACUCAAGCAGUUCCAUCCUUAUUGGUUGGACAGAUAGGUGUUUUACCUGGCCAAGGACCUUCUGGCAAUCCAGCUUUUGUCUCACAGUCCAAAAAUCAGUCAGCUUGUCACACUGUUGUUUCACAGCCUCAGCUGAUCAAUUCCCAAUCACCUCUUCGCAUGAACAGUCAGUCUCAACUUGUAACCAGUGGUGGCCAAAUUUUUGCAUCUCAACCAAUGCUUACAAAUCCAGCAAUGCUGCAAGCUAUGGCCAGCUUACAGCAGGGUAUCCCUCUUGCAGCCCACCAACCCUUACUUGCAACUCAAUCGCCAACUAUUUUGGCUGGUCAGCCUCUCUAUAUUCGUACUGCUACACCACUUCAACAGCAACCGUCUAUGGUUGCUGCAGCCACUGCAAUCCCAACUGGGAUGCAGCCUGUUAACUCAUCGAAAACUGCCAAACUCAUUGACAUGACAACUGGUCUGCAAGCUAAAACUGUUGGUGUCCCCACAAAAACAACAAAUCAAGGCAAUAAAGGACUUUCAACAAUUUUACCUUCAACAUCAAAAGGGUCAAACACUGCAAAAAUACACCCAACAAAUAUAUCUAUGCAACCAAAUUCUGGUCCGAAACUCAAUAUUCCGACCAUCACACCAAAGCAAACUACAAAAGUGCGUACAAAAAAAAGCAACCCUUUGUCAACAGGGUCCCAAACAAAGCCCAGCAUGCCUACUAGUCUCUCCAAACCAACUACCCCCACCAGCCAGACAAAUGGUGCCACUAGUCUGCCAAAGAGUCAAUCAGACUCUGAAGUUGAAACAGGGCGCAAGACAAUAGCCAUGAUGGAAAGCACUUCAGAGAAGAAAACCCUCACAGAAUCCACUUCAAAGCAGUCAACAUCUGAGCAAAAGCAAGAGAAAAGAGCCCAGGUCGAUGCUCCACAGCCUCCAACAACCACCCAAGAAACCAGGCAGGUUGAAUCAAUGGAUGUUUCUUCUGGGAAAUCACAACAUCCUGCACCAAAUAUGCUGGACAAUUCUGUUGUAGUUGAGAAACAGAAGGCUAUUGUCAAACCUCAUAUAUUAACUCAUGUUAUUGAAGGCUUUAUUAUCCACGAAGGUCCAGAACCAUUUCCGGUUCAAAGGUCAUCGUUGCUGACGGAAUACAUUCCUUCAAAGUCCAGCAGCAAUGCCAGCACCACUAAUGUAGAGAAAGAGUCUGAACAAGAAGAAACCAAUGGCUCAAGCCAUGAUCCUGAUGUCCCCAUGGCGGAUGACACUGAAACAAGAGAUGGAGAGGCUGAAGGUCUGCUGGGGCCCCCAAAUGUGGACAAAAGAAUGAGCUCAGGUUCAGGACCAAAAUAUGUUAAACGAAGGAAACCUACCCUUAAGGUCCGAAAGACUUGGCGUCCCAGCCGUGUUGGCAGGAUGUCUUAUAAUAUUCCAUCGAGGCCCUUCCAAAGAAUAAGAAACACUAUGUCAAACAAUACAAGGCGAGAUGGUGUUAGAGAUAGGCUUCCAGCUGAAGAGCAUAGCAGUUCUCACAGCAGUCACGAAAGCAGCAGCUCCCCCACAUCACCAGCACAACCGACAGAUUAUGAUGUUGGAAUGGAUUCAUCCACCUCACAUCCAGCGAAAUGGACUGUUCAGAAAGUGUUUGAUUUUAUUAAGUCAAUGCCAGGCUGUACAGCGUAUGCAGAAGAGUUUCGCUCUCAAGAAAUUGAUGGCCAGGCUUUGCUUCUUCUCAAAGAAGAUCAUUUGAUGACAGCCAUGAACAUGAAACUGGGGCCAGCAUUGAAAAUCUGUGCCAGGAUUAAUUCUUUGAAAGACAACUUCUAAAACAAAAAAAAAGCAAUAAUAAAAAUAAAAAAGUUCUUUUAAUCCCAUCCCCUCAAAAAAAAAAAAGAAGACUUCUCAAAAGUUUAUGUAACUUUUAAAUUUUAACAGAAAACUUUUUUUACCAAUUUUUUUAAUUCAACAAACUGUGUCACUCAUCCGAAAUAAUCCCAUCAUUUGCUAAACCAACUGCACUGCAUUUUCAUAAACCAUACUUAAAUGCAUUUUACCCUUUAAAUUGUUGCUGCUCUCCACCACCAUUUGCAGUAAACAAUAGUGCAAUUAAGAGAAUUCUUGUUCUAUACACAUACAUAAUGUGUAUGUAAUGUGAGUGUGCAUGUGUGUGUGUGUGUAAUAUGUGUGUGUGUUGAACAUAGUAAUAACGAUAAUCUUAGUUUGUUCAAAGUAAAUAACAUUGUUCUCCUUAUUGUAACUGCCAGCAUCCAUUCGUAAUCAUCAGUUUAAUGGGUUUUUUUUAAUUGAAAAAAGAAGAAAAAGCAUAGAAGAUACAUUUCGGGUUGAAAUUAAUCAAAAAGUGUGACUCUUGUGCAAGUGUGAAUAUGACUUUCAUUCUAUAAAUAUCAGCAUUUUUCAAGAAAUUCACUGAUCUUCAGUGUGAUGUGAUGCCCAGGUUUCAUCUUUUCUCUGUUGAGUUCUUCAUUAUACAUUUCAGUAACUUCUCCUCCUCCCCCUCUCUCUCCUCUCUUUUUUGUAUUUGAUGUCUUUAUUAUUAUUAUUAUUAUUUCUCUCUGUGAUGGAAUUUAUGACUAGUUCUUGGUUUAAUUCAGAACUAUUAAGACAUGGCAAAUAUCAUUUUUUUAAUCACCCCCCCCCCCCCCUAUAAUAAUUGCACCAAUUUAUCUCAUUUUCUAAAAUAUUCUUUUGGUUUGUUUUAUUUAUUUAUUUUUUUGUUUGAUUUGAAAAGAAGCUAAACAUUCUUUGCUGUUUGUAUAAGUUCCCUCCCUAAAAAAGGAAAAAAAAAUGUAAAUUUAUUUUUUAAUGUGCUGAGCCUUGUU
Octopus sinensis (East Asian common octopus) is the source of this 3619-nucleotide messenger RNA. RefSeq names its product polyhomeotic-like protein 2. The record is from RefSeq and is a predicted model, not a curated record. Lineage: Eukaryota; Metazoa; Mollusca; Cephalopoda; Octopoda; Octopodidae. Gene Ontology annotation, molecular function: protein binding. Bases 315 to 2606 code for a protein of 763 amino acids. Gene Ontology annotation, cellular component: PRC1 complex. The transcript has 12 exons.